Molecule: messenger RNA, 1734 nt
Organism: Lottia gigantea (owl limpet)
Lineage: Eukaryota; Metazoa; Mollusca; Gastropoda; Lottiidae
Exons: 6
Coding region: 1-759 (252 amino acids)
Biological process (GO): cytosolic ribosome assembly; ribosome biogenesis
Source: RefSeq, a predicted model, not a curated record
AUGGCCUUGAAACAACCCACUGGUCAAAAGCGUUUAACCAAUAUUGCUGUAAUAAGAUUGAAGAAGGGUGGCAAAAGAUUUGAGAUCGCCUGUUAUCCAAAUAAAGUCACAAGCUGGAGAAAUAAAGUAGAGACAGAUAUAGAUGAAGUUUUACAGACACAUACAGUUUUCACCAAUGUUUCGAAAGGUGAAGUUGCAAAGACUGCAGAUUUAAAGAAAAUUUUUGAAACUGAUAAUCAUUCAGAAAUAUGUUUAAAGAUUUUGGCUAAAGGUGAAUUACAAGUAUCAGAAAAAGAGCGGCAGGCCAAUGCUGAGUCAAUGUUUCGUGAUAUAGCUACAGUUGUAUCAGAUAAAUGUGUUAAUCCUGACACCAAUAGACCCUAUCCUGUUACAAUGAUAGAAAAAGCUAUGAAGGAUUUACAUUUCUCAGUGAAACCAAAUAAGAACUCAAAACAGCAGGCAUUAGAAGUAAUCAAACAAUUUAAUGAAAAAGAAGUUAUUAAUAUACAAAGAGCAGAAAUGAGAAUAAGAGUUGUUGCACCAGCAAAAGAUGGUAAAAAAUUAAGAGAGAAAAUAAGAAAGAUAGCUAGUCAAGUUGAAGAAGAUAGUUUUGAUGAAGAUCUUCAAAUGGUUGUAUUAAUAGACCCAGGAUGUUAUAGAGAAAUAGAUGAAAUCGUCAAACAUGAUACUAAGGGUAAAGGUUCAUUUGAAAUAUUGAAUUUAAAAAAUGUAGAAGAAGGUGACGAGAAACUAGGAUGAUCUCUGUUAGUUUUAUUCUUCUGUUGAUUUCGUUUAAUUAUAAUAACAGUUUGGAGUCAGAAUGAAGACAGCAAUACUUAGAAAGAAUCAAUCAAGAAUUAAUACUAACUUGUUAACAAAUUGGUAAAAGAAUAGCCUUCUGGUUAUAAAUAUGCAUGCUAUUUUAUCUUUUUUUUCAUUCAAUCAAAAUUGAGUAUAGAUCUUAUUCAUGCCUUGUUUUUGAGACACUGAAAGCAAGGUUCAUAACGCAAAUUAUUACAUCCAUUGAUUGACAAGAUGGCAACGUCACAUGAAUGAAUAGCCAAUUUUGAGUCAUUAAACACUCGCUAAACAGCAAGAAUAUGGGCUUAAAACUGCCAUUUCUUAGAAAUGUUUGAAGGUAAAAUUCAUAUGUAAGUAUCAUUAAAUAACUGAAUCAAUUCCAAAUUUAAUGAUGUAAAAUAUGACUAAUUUCGAGUUAGUGGGAUUGAAGAAGGUGGCUUUGAAGAUGUCAAAGGGGAGAUUUUAUUCAGUGACAUAACGUUACCUUUUCAAGGUUUGCGCUAUGAGCCUUGUUCUGGAUUCAAUAUGGCUGAUGCGUGAAUAAGGUCUAUAGAUGAGCCUUUCUGAUUUUCAAACUUAUAUACACCUAUUUCAUAAUAAGAGUGCUAUAAUAAAUCUUUCGUCCAAAGCAAUGUACACAAAUUUUUAUAUAUGGUUUGUGUUCAAGACAUUCAGUAUGCAUAAUGCAAGAAAAAAUAUGCUGGAAUACUGUUUUUUGUUAUCUGUAAAUGUGGAUGUCUUCUUGUUGCCCUUGAAAUUUUUUUUACAUUAAAAGUAGUGGAUACAGCUUAAGCAAUUGUUCAGUUUUGUUUAAAUCUUUUACAUUCUGCACUCUAAUUGUAUUGCCUUCAAUUACUGUUACUUGUUAGUUAUAAUAUUUUUUAUUUGUAAUUAAUAUUCUUAAAAUUUACAUUAAAUAUAAAUGCCUUAGUG